Messenger RNA from Sphenostylis stenocarpa, 2006 nucleotides. The record is from the annotation of a GenBank genome assembly. NCBI's taxonomy places the organism in Eukaryota, Viridiplantae, Streptophyta, Magnoliopsida, Fabales, Fabaceae.
AUGGAAAGCGUUAGCUUGCUUCUGUUCUGCCUUGCUUUGCUGAACAUUAUAGCAGCUGUCACUGUGACAGAAAGUAUUAAUCCAUCGCAAUCCAUAAGUGAUGACCAGAUCAUUGUUUCACCCGGCAAAACCUAUGCACUGGGAUUCUUCAGUCCAGGCAAUUCCAAGAACCGUUAUGUGGGAAUUUGGUAUAAUGAGAUUCCAACACAGACUGUAGUAUGGGUCGCAAACAGAGACAACCCUCUUACUGAUUCAUCAGGGGUUUUGAAGCUCAAUGAAAGUGGAGUUCUUGUCCUUCUCAACCACAACAAGAGUGUUAUCUGGUCAUCCAACACAACAAGUUCAGCGCGACAUCCGGUAGCAAAACUUUUGGAUUCUGGAAAUCUCAUUGUGCAGGAUGGAAACGGCAAUGAUGAGGCAAAAGAUUUGCUGUGGCAAAGUUUUGAUUAUCCAGUGGACACAAUCUUGCCAGGACAGAAGUUCGGAAGAAAUCUAGUUACAGGUCUAAAUCGGUACAUGUCAUCAUGGAAUAGCUCUGAGGAUCCAUCUCAUGGUGUAUAUAGUUAUCAACUUGAUAUUACUGGAUAUCCACAGUUUGUUUUGAGACAAGGAAAUUCCAAAAGAUACCGUUUUGGAUCAUGGAAUGGUAUUCAGUUUAGUGGAGCACCUCUAUUGAAACAAAGUCCUUUAACUAGAUUUAGUUUUAUUUCUGAUGAGGAGGAGUUGUAUUUUAGAUUUGAGCUUACUAACAAGUCACUUUUACAUAGGAUGGUAUUAACACCAGAUGGACAUAUCCUGGGGACUUAUUGGGAUAAUGAACGAAAAAUUUGGAACUUGCAUGCACGAAUUCCGGUGGAUGACUGUGAUUAUUAUGGCAAAUGUGGAGCGUAUGCUAGCUGCAAUAUAGACAAUAUCCCUCCAUGUAAUUGCUUGGAUGGAUUUGUACCCAAAACAGCUGACCUAUAUGGUAGUUGUGCCAGGAGAUCUUCACUGAGUUGUCAUGGAGACGGUUUUUUGCGGGUUUCAGGGUUGAAAUUACCAGACACAGAGAGAUCCUGGUUUAACAGAAAUAUGAGUCUUGAGGAUUGUAAGAUAUUGUGCAUGAACAAUUGCUCCUGUAUGGCUUAUGCAGCCUUGGAUGUCAGUAAAGGGCCCAGUGGGUGUUUACUCUGGUUUAAUGAUCUGGUUGACAUAAGAAACUUGACCGAUGUUGAUGAAGAUAUAUACAUAAGGAUGGCUAGGACAGAAGUAGAAGCUAUUGAAGGAAAGCAAUUACAUAAAUCCAAUUUCAGGAAGCAAGAGACUGUUUUCAUCAGUUUUGCGUUGUUUAUUGGAAUUUUAAUCCUAUGUUUCACCUUCAUCAUAUAUAGACGGUUGAAGACACGGCAGAAAGGAAAGAUGGAAGGUAAUCUAGAAAGGGAUGUGAAUGUAAUAAAUGAGCACGAGAAGGAUGAUCUAGAGCUACCCAUGUUUGAGUUGUCUACAAUUACUUCUGCAACCAAAAACUUUUCACCUGACAACAAACUAGGGGAAGGUGGCUUUGGAUCAGUAUAUAAGGGCAUCCUGCCCGAUGGAGGAGAAAUAGCUGUCAAGAGGCUCUCUGUGAAUUCGAAACAAGGACUUCCUGAGUUCAAAAAUGAAGUUAUGCAUAUUGCAAAGCUUCAGCACAGGAAUUUAGUGAGGCUACUAGGGUACUGCAUUCAAGCAGGGGAAAGAUUGCUUGUUUACGAAUUUAUGGCCAACAAAAGCUUGGAUUCUUUCAUAUUUGAUGAAAACAAGAGCAUGUUACUAGAUUGGCCAAGGCGCUUGCUGAUUAUCAAUGGGGUUGCUCGGGGUCUUCUUUACCUUCAUCAUGAUUCAAGGCAUAGAAUAGUUCAUAGAGAUCUCAAAGCCGGAAAUGUUUUGUUAGAUAGUGAAAUGAACCCCAAAAUCUCGGACUUUGGACUGGCUAGAAGCUUUGGAGGAAAUGAAAUAGAAGCAACCACAAAACAUGUAGUUGGAACCUA